UUCAGCUCGCGAGUUCUUAAGCUUUUCGUCAGUCGAGGCAUGAGGUAUACGACAUCGCUUCAUCAUGAAGUUAAAAUUUUUUGAGAAUUCCAAUUGCUUGUUAAAUCGCAGAAAUCGUUAUCAGUUUCUGGCAACGUUUCUAGUGAAUAUUUCAACCUUUGCCCAUGGCAUAGGCAUUGGCUGGAUGUCGCCUGUGAUGAGGGACCUUCAAUCUCCAGACUCUCCACUUAACUUUGCAGUGUUUGUGGAGGAAAUAUCCUGGAUUGGUUCAUUGUUGGGCAUUGGCAGCAUCAUUGGUAACUUGUUGGCUGGUUUUCUACAGGAUCGCAUAGGACGAAAGCCGGUUUUAUAUGCCCUGGCAAUACCCUAUGUGUUCUUUUGGUUGUUGUCCUACUUUGCACAAAGUGUGGAAUACCUUUACUUGGGUCGACUCUUAGCUGGCAUCACUGGCGGCGGUGGUUACAUCGUUCUUCCCAUUUUCAUAAGCGAAAUCUCCGAUGCCAAAAUUCGAGGACGACUUGGUUCCAUGGUCAUGCUCUCUGUCAACACAGGCGUAAUGGUGGGUUACAUAAUAUCCACAAGUGUUGGUUAUUUCACGGCUCCAUUUUGCAUCAUCCCAUUGCCCAUAUGUUAUUUGAUUGGCAACCUUUUUUUGCCCGAGACGCCAUUUUAUCUGAUAACGAAGGGUAAAUUUGGUGCAGCUGAAAAGUCAUUUAGAUUCUAUAAGAAUAUCAAGGAGAAUGACAAUAAUUCAAUGAUUGAGUUCGAGGAUAUUAAAAUGAAGAUGUGCAAGGAACAGGCGCUCAAGGUAGAAUCUUUUAACUACAAGGAUUUUGUCACCAAAUCAGCAUUCAAUGGUUAUGCCACAUCGACGGUCCUUCUCAUAUGCAAUCAAUUCACUGGCACCUUUUGCUUGACCACCUAUAUGACGGACAUCUUCGAGAUCUCCCAUACAACAUUGGACGUCGGCAUGUGCACUAUUGUCAUUGGAGUUGUUCAGAUUAUAGGCACAAUUACGACAAUCUUGUUAUGCGAUCGAUACGGCCGUAAGGUCCUUUUAAUGCUUUCUUCUCUCGGAGCGAGUAUCUGCUUGGCUGCCUUUGGAUUUUAUAUUUACUUCGCGGAACGUUAUGAUCUCUCUGCAGUUGAUUGGUUACCCUUGGUAUUACUAGCACUGGAGAUAUUCCUUUGUCAUAUUGGUCUGGUGGGGAUUUUCUUUGUGGUGCUGGUUGAGGCGAUGCCAGCUCGGAUACGCUCGGUGGCAACUUCCACAUUUAUUGUCAUCCUCAGCGUCUCUGUUUUUCUGACAUUGAAAAUCUUUCCACUCUGCAUAAGUUAUUGGGGUCUUGCGAUAACCAUGUGGGCCGCCAGUGGUGUUGGACUCUUUGGCUUUAUAUACUUUAGUAUAUUUUUCAUCGAGACAAAGGGCAAAUCAAUGCUUGAUAAUUAAUGUGAUUUUACCUUUUAAGUAGAGUAAAGUAGGCAACAAAUCAAAAUCUAACCAAUUAUGUCUUAAUAAAGAACUUUUAACUUUUA
This is a messenger RNA of Drosophila innubila, 1536 nucleotides long. RefSeq names its product facilitated trehalose transporter Tret1. Gene Ontology annotation, biological process: carbohydrate transport; transmembrane transport. Lineage: Eukaryota; Metazoa; Arthropoda; Insecta; Diptera; Drosophilidae. The record is from RefSeq and is a predicted model, not a curated record. The transcript is spliced from 6 exons. The coding region runs from base 65 to 1450 and encodes 461 amino acids. Gene Ontology annotation, molecular function: sugar transmembrane transporter activity. Gene Ontology annotation, cellular component: membrane.